AUGCAGAAAUCUGUAGUGUUUGUCCACCUGCUUUUGUCUCUGGUCGUCCCCUCACAUGCCGGCGUCAAACAAGAAGACUUCACCGGUAUCGGCCACAUUCAUGUCCUCAACUCCAGCGACUGGCAAACAGCAACACCAGACCUGAAGGUAGGAUGCAUGGACGCAAGUGGCAAGUUCGUCAAGGAUGUUUCCGAAGAGAGCUGUGGUGUGUUUGCGCGGCUAGCAGAGUAUCCAUAUACCCUCUCGACCUCGGAGGGCAACUGCACCUUUGAAGACGACAGGCAGGAAAACAACGGCGACAGUCUGUACGGCCAGAUGGACUACGCAUGGAACUGUGGAAAGGAUUACAAGACUAGUAUUUACGACGAACUCUACACUAUCACCGGCCUCCCAUACGUCUUCCUCUGCUUCGGAGACAUCGCAUGCUUCUACGACGCCAAGCGCGUUCCUGCGCCUGCGGAGCAGCUCUCGCUAUGGCAGUUCCACUGGGGUUCCCAACAAUUGGGCAUCACGCCAGGACACAUCCAGUUGCUGUUGAUGUGGGACAAGAUUGGCGAUCUGCCGAAGCGAGAGGACAGCAGCAGCGUGAUCCCAGGCCCGCGUGUGGAACUUGAGAGUGGGCAACAGGUACCCUUGCUUGGGAAGAGGGUGAAGGCGUUGGAGGUUUGA
This is a messenger RNA of Plenodomus lingam JN3, 669 nucleotides long. RefSeq lists its product as uncharacterized. The record is from RefSeq and is a predicted model, not a curated record. NCBI's taxonomy places the organism in Eukaryota, Fungi, Ascomycota, Dothideomycetes, Pleosporales, Leptosphaeriaceae.